UUCCUGGUCCAAGAAGAAUUAAGAUGAGAGCUUAUGCUACCAAAUGCUUCUCUUCAUCCACUUUUUUGUCUUUUCUUCACUUUGUGGUUCUUUUCUUUAUAACUUCACUAGUUCUUGUUUCUUGUCGGAGUCUUCUUGCUCCUUUCUAUACACCUCAUGUUUGUCGGAGGGGACAACCAACUUCAUCUUUGGAUGCAGAAAAGAGAAGAGUUUCGAUAUUACAUGAUGAAAGAGAGACUCCAUCUCCAACUGCAUUUUUCAAUGAAGGUGAUGAAAAGCUUGACACCAAGUUUGUGCAAAAAGGUACGGAUAAAGAGUACUUUAAAGGACAAAAGUACAGCGAGUUAAGAAGAAUUGAAGAAAAAUUGGCCAAAGCAAGGUAUUCAAUCAGAGAAGCUAGCAAAAUUCGAAAUUUGACAUCAACCCUCCAAGAUCCAGACUAUGUUCCUCAAGGUCCAAUUUACAGAAACGCCAAUGCCUUUCAUAGGAGUUACUUAGAGAUGGAAAAGGUGUUCAAGGUUUUUGUGUAUGAAGAAGGGGAGCCACCAUUGUUCCAUAAUGGUCUAAGCAAAGACAUAUAUGCCACUGAGGGGAGAUUCAUAAAUGAAAUGGAAAAGGGGAGGCACUAUCGUACUUAUGAUCCAGACGAAGCUUUUGUGUAUUAUUUGCCCUUCAGUGUGGUUAUGUUGGUCGAAUAUGUGUACGAUCGUGGCUCCAAUUAUAAUCGAGAUCCCCUUGGCCUUGUUGUAAAAGACUACAUACAGACUAUAGCUUAUAAACAUCCCUUCUGGAAUCGGUCUCUGGGCCAUGAUCAUUUCAUGCUCUCUUGCCAUGAUUGGGGUCCAAUUGUAUCUAGUUACGUGGAUCUCUUGUAUAACAAUGCCAUAAGGGUUCUUUGCAACGCAAAUACAUCUGAAGGAUUCAAGCCUUCAAAGGAUGUGUCAUUUCCAGAGAUUAAACUUAUGGACGGGGAAGUCACUGGUCUAGUGGGAGGGUAUCCACCAUCUCAAAGGACCAUCCUUGCUUUCUUUGCAGGUCACCUGCAUGGCUAUAUAAGAUACUUGCUCCUACAGACAUGGAUAAACAAAGACCAAGAUGUGCAAGUUUAUGAGGAAAUUCCUGAAGGAAUGUCUUACUACACAAAGCUUAGAAGCAGCAAGUUUUGCCUUUGCCCAAGUGGUUAUGAAGUUGCCAGUCCCAGAAUAGUGGAAGCAAUAUUUGCAGAAUGUGUGCCAGUAUUGAUUUCUGAUAGCUAUGUUCCACCCUUCAGUGAUGUGUUGAAUUGGAAUUCAUUUUCAGUUCAAGUGGCUGUGAAAGAAAUUCCCAACAUCAAAAAGAUACUCAUGGGCAUUUCAGAAAGCCAGUACUUGAGGAUGCAAAGGAGGGUGAAACAAGUGCAAAGACAUUUUAUGCCUAAUGAGCCCCCAAAGAGAUAUGAUAUGUUCCAUAUGACUGUCCAUUCCAUUUGGCUCAGGAGGUUAAAUAUCCAUAUUCAAGAUCAGUAAUGUAAUUUCCACCACACAGAUAGCAUACAUCUAGAGGAUUUUCAUAUGUAAAUGAUGAGUAAUGGAAUUAGCAGGUUUUGCAGAUCUACGUAAUUGUUCUCUCGUGUUUGUUAAAAACUCUGGAAACUGGAAUAUAUUGACUAGUAAUGUUUACGUGUAAUAGAUUCAUCGUUUAUCAACAUGAUCCAUUGCUUGGUACUAAUAUUGAGGAAGAGAUGAUAGUAACAUUUCAAUGUGAUUCUAAUUCUUAAUCUUUGA
Vigna unguiculata (cowpea) is the source of this 1763-nucleotide messenger RNA. Its product is annotated as putative glycosyltransferase At5g03795. Gene Ontology annotation, molecular function: glycosyltransferase activity. Lineage: Eukaryota; Viridiplantae; Streptophyta; Magnoliopsida; Fabales; Fabaceae. The record is from RefSeq and is a predicted model, not a curated record.